UGACCGAGUUCCGAUGACCUGUUCUUUUUGAUUGUUCAAUCCAAUUAUGGUGUAUAGCGGAUCCCUAUAUAUAAAAAAAAAUCCUUGAUAAAAGAAGUAAUUACCAUAAUUUUUUUUAAUUAAAAAAUACGGAGUAAUAAUUAGCAUAAUCCUAUUCCUCCCUUAAACCUCUCUUUAUCUCCCAAACUUUCAAAAUUCUCACCAAAUUCAAACACCUCCAAAAAAAAAUAUAAAAAUAAAAAUAAAUCAUCACAAAAUCAACCCAAAUUUAAAGAACCCAACUUCCAAUCACAAUUCCGCAUAAAAGGAGACUCCACCAUAUCAAAUCCAAAAUAUUUAAAUCAAGAACACUUAAUAAGUUACCGUUUUAGAGGGAGAAAGAGAGAGAAGAUGGAGGCAUGUAUGAUCGAGUGUUCAAAAAAGUUAGCGUUAUGGUGUACAAUAACAUUCAAACCUAUAAUGACCCAUGAAGAGUUGGAACCCAUCAUGGCUACAUUGGGUUUUAUGGUCCAAUCAGAGACCCCCUGUGUAAACGGUGUCGUUUGGAAGGAGUAUACACACCCCAGUGGUGGUUGUCAGAAUUUGUCUUUGUUGUCCCCGCCGCCAAAGGUGAAACUUCCUAGUCAUUUAAUUAACGGUCGACAUAGAAUCGACGGUCUACAUGUAUACACAUAUCAUGCUUUCAUCAAGGGCGUGAAAUUUUACCUUGGGAUGGAUGAUAUCUCUAAUCUCUUUCAUGUCAGGGGAAUGCCGCUUCAACCGAUGUCAGACCGGAACAAGAAGUUUCGUAGAAUGGAGGAAGAUGAAAGUGUGUUUAUUUACAAAGAAGGAACCCUUGAUCAAUCUGCCUACAGUCUCUAUCAAUUGGACAAGAACAAUGUUAAUAGUAGUAACAAUGAUGAGCAUAAAUCCAUCCACAUUCGUGACAAGGGUAGCAACAUUACUAUCGGCAACGUUAUACCCUUGAAAGAUAUAAUUGGUUUUAAGGGAUUAGCUCCGUAGAUAAACUGCAUAGUACAUUUUCUGAUAUGUAGAUUUGUAGAGAUAAGAGUUAGUCAAUUUAUGAAUUAUUUGGAUAGUUGUUUUUAGCUUAAUACACAUGAAACUAAACCAUGUGUGUGUUAUUCUCUUAGAGAGUUAGAGGUAAAUAGAAUAUGGAAAAUGAAGUUUUGUUUAUGGAUUGAUCAUUGGUGUACUAAUUAAUGCUAGUAGUCCAAAUAAGUUCGGUUAUGAAGCCCAUUGGGCAUUGGACCAAUACAAAUUGACUUCAA
Messenger RNA from Spinacia oleracea (spinach), 1271 nucleotides. RefSeq lists its product as uncharacterized. Lineage: Eukaryota; Viridiplantae; Streptophyta; Magnoliopsida; Caryophyllales; Amaranthaceae. The coding region runs from base 391 to 1002 and encodes 203 amino acids. The transcript has 2 exons. The record is from RefSeq and is a predicted model, not a curated record.